AUGAACAGAAUAGCCCUCAGAGCCCAAAGAGGCUCAAGGUCGCAAGGAGCCGUCUGCCAAUUCUGCCAAUUCUCAACUGCGACACCGCGACGCCUUCCCUUUGCCCGGUUGCCCACCACGACCCAAAGCCGACUCUCGAACAAUAAGUCUGCGCUGCAGCUGCCAAGUUAUACUCGAUCCCCAUUAUCCUACCCGCUCAUCAAUUCGCGUACCUUCGCAUCCGAGUCCAUAGAUACCGGAUCAGCCAUCCAAAAAAUCGAACAAGAUGCAUCGGCUUUGCAUAAUUCAGACCAAGUUCCUUCCAACGAAGCCGUGAUACAACUCCUUGAGAGAUGCCAGCAUCUCACCGAAUCCUUAGUAUCGCAAGAGCACGAAACCUCCGAAGGCUCCAGUAGUGAGGAUGGAAAUGCGACCUCGUCGUUGCUGGACAUGCAAGAGAAGAGCGCCAGGCCCGCACAGCAAGUCCAGUCAAUCAACCUGGAUCCCCGACAAGCAGACGCGAUCGCCCGUAUCACCACCGAUCUACUAAAGGACGAGAAAGUUUUUAUCACUCCAGAAGCCUUGGAAAGCUACACCAAGACUCAAACUCUUUUGGAGCGAGUAGAGCAUCUCCCUGAGAUUUUCCACCUAUACGCCAACAAGCCCGUUCCAGAAGAAGGCAGCUCGCCAGUCAAAUUCCUCAAGGCGAAGCCAAAGAGCAUCAACAGCGCUGUUCCCGCCGAACUGGCCGAUAUGGCUCUGAACGUGGCUAUCGCACAGAAAAACCUCUCGCUAGUUCUGGCCAUCAUCGACAACACCUUCUGUGCGCCUGCUUUCCCCCGCGCCAAGAUCUUUAAGAAGGCCAGUGUUCCCUUGGUUGGCUUAGCUGCUGCCCCGGCCGCAUGCUAUGCCCUUGCCUCGUGGGCAGCAACAUUCCAGAACACUAUGGAUCCUAGCACUGCGACUGGUAUUGCUUUUGCUGCCUCCCUGGCUUACGUUGGUGGUACAUCAUCUCUUGGAAUCAUGGCUAUCACUACGGCUAAUGACCAGAUGGAGCGAGUGGUUUGGUUGUCUGGCAUCCCCCUGCGCCAGCGCUGGUUGCGUGAAGAGGAACGGGCGGCUAUGGAUAGGGUGGCGGUUGCUUGGGGAUUCAAGGACCCAUAUAUGCGUGGCGAGGAGGUCGGUGAAGAGUGGGAGAGUCUCCGCGAAUUCAUUGGCAUGCGCGGCAUGGUUCUGGAUAAAACAGAGUUGAUGGAAGGCAUGCAAUAA
Penicillium verhagenii is the source of this 1248-nucleotide messenger RNA. RefSeq lists its product as uncharacterized. The transcript has a single exon. Lineage: Eukaryota; Fungi; Ascomycota; Eurotiomycetes; Eurotiales; Aspergillaceae. The record is from RefSeq and is a predicted model, not a curated record. The coding region runs from base 1 to 1248 and encodes 415 amino acids.